AUGAGGGGUGUGAGCAUUGUUUGUUUUUUUCUUUGCGUCACACUUGCUUUCCAAGUGCUGCCUUUGCAUGCGGAGCCGUCACCGAUUCCUGCUCGAGCCCAACGAUCCUCCACUCAGAAAAUACCUUUCAGGGCGUCUCCCACCGAUUUGUUGGUGUUCCCGUUCUCUGCCUGUGAUGCGGAUGUGAAGCAGCUAUGCCCCACGCAAAAGGAGUCGCCGCUUAAGUGUCUCCUGCAGCACUUUGAGUCCCAACGGUCCUCCGAAUACCCGUGGCGACGACGCCCCGCCUUCAGCAAGGCCUGCAGCAGGUGGCUAUGGGCAAGGCAGGAGUGUGUGUCGUACGUGCGGUUGGCAGGAAAGUGCCGCGUUUCGGAAAGUGCAAGAGACUGUCUUCGACGCGUGCCACCGCGCGACCUUCCUCCGGGUUGCCGUGACACAGAGUACUACCGAAGUGUGUUGUUGUAUGGAGAGAUGAAGAGGACACAGAGAAUGCGCCCCCCAGAGAAGAGUAAAGAAAACAGAACCGAACAGCACGCAGAGUAG
Trypanosoma rangeli is the source of this 543-nucleotide messenger RNA. RefSeq lists its product as uncharacterized. The transcript has a single exon. Bases 1 to 543 code for a protein of 180 amino acids. NCBI's taxonomy places the organism in Eukaryota, Euglenozoa, Kinetoplastea, Trypanosomatida, Trypanosomatidae. The record is from RefSeq and is a predicted model, not a curated record.